Messenger RNA from Pneumocystis jirovecii RU7, 1857 nucleotides. RefSeq lists its product as uncharacterized. Gene Ontology annotation, biological process: regulation of DNA-templated transcription elongation; mRNA export from nucleus. Bases 1 to 1857 code for a protein of 618 amino acids. The record is from RefSeq and is a predicted model, not a curated record. Lineage: Eukaryota; Fungi; Ascomycota; Pneumocystomycetes; Pneumocystales; Pneumocystaceae. Gene Ontology annotation, cellular component: THO complex part of transcription export complex. The transcript has 8 exons.
AUGUUAAAAGUAACUUUUUUACAGUCAUUAUUUGAUGAAAUCCAAAGACAACCAGCUAAAAGCACAUUUGAAUUUAAAGAAAAUGAUACUAUAAAAAAUCUUUUAAAAAAGGCCCAAGAAAUUCAUGGAUCUGAUGAUUUUAAAUCUUUUUUUGAAUGUGCAGCAAAAGAGAUUUUAUAUAAAAUAGCAGAGGAUCCUGCAUUGUCUCAUGAAGAGAAACUUUUAAAAUUUUAUCCUAUUCUUGAUGCAUCUAUCAUUGGACAACAAAAUGAGAUUUUGGACGAUAUGUUACCAUUUGUUCUUAUUGAGGAUUUAAUGGAUUUACAGACUGUUUCAGAGUGCAACAAGCUUUUUGAUUUUUUGAAUUCACGUAUUUCAUUUUUGAUUGAGAAUGGAAUUAAUGGAACAAGAGGGAAAGGCCUUGUAUUAUUGCGGCUCUGUAAUGAACUUUUGAGACGAUUAUCAAAAACAAAAGAUUCAUUAUUUUGUGGAAACGUAUUAAUGUUUUUGUCAAAUGUCUUUCCUCUUAGAGAACGUAGUGGUCUUAAUCUUAGAGGUGAUUUUCAUGUAGAAAAUGUUACUGUUUUAGAUGAUUUGAGUAAUCUUCUUAAUGAAGAUUUAAAGAAAAUGGAUGAAGUAUUAAAAGAUGACAGAAUACUAGAAAAUAAAGAGAAGAAAAAUGAGAAUCAUGAUCAUGAGAAAAAAGAAAAAGCUUUUAUGGAAUCAUUUUAUACAAUAUUUUGGUCUAUACAAAAUUUUUUUUCUGAUCCAUCAUUAUUAUAUACUUCUAAAGGAUUUCAGGAAUUUAAAUCAAAUACAUCAAUCAUUUUGGACAAAAUAAAAUCAUUAGAGGAUGAACAAUUUAAAGUCAAUGAAAUAAAAACCGAAAAUCGAAAAGGUGAUCGAAAAAAAAAAAUAGAUUCCUUCAAAUAUCAACCAGUUCAAGACUAUCUUCAAGCAUAUUUUUCUCCUAAAUUUUUAACUAGUUAUAAACUUUUGAAAUUAGAGCUUGCAGAUCCAAAAUUUAGAAGACAAAUUCUUGUACAAUAUUUAAUUCUUCUGGAUUAUUUACUUACUCUUACGGAAACAGAAAAGAAUAGACUUGAAAAAAUUAAGGCUGUUAAUCGUUUAUUACAGCCUACAUAUCUACUUUCUCAAGAAGAUGAAUCAUGGGUUGUUGAAACUCUUUCUAAGAUUAAUAAUAUAUUAGAAUCAACUGUUCCUGAUGGGCAAUAUUUUUCUCAAUGUGUUCAUUUAAUUUUAUCCUACGAAAAAAAUUGGGUUAACUGGAAGCUUCAGGGGUGUAAUUCAUUUGAGGAACCUCCUAUUGAUGAAAGUUAUAUUGAUAAUAUUAAAAAAAAAUGUGAAAAAAUAUUAGAACCUCUUAAAGCUUAUAGAUACCCCCUUGGAAAUUUAGCAUUAACUCGGCUUUGGGAAAAAGGAGGAGCACAUACAAUGGAGGAUAUGGCAAAACCAGAACGCUUUAAACUUCCAGAUAUUAAGAGUUUUUUAGAAACAGAUAAUCAAGAUUCUAUGGACAAAAAUGAAAUUGCAAGUGAAAAUUUAUCUCUUAUUUCUGAAAAAAAUACUGUCAAGUCAUGGAAAAUGUUAAGAAUUCUUUCACGUUCAAAAUUACAUCUUUUUAAUAAAUUAAACGAUCAAACUUUAGAAUCUAUAACACAAAUUGAAGAAUUUAUAAAUUCAGAUUUUAACAAAGGCUUUCUUGCAUCUGAUAGCUCUCCUCAAAAAGUUCAAGAGAGUCCUCAAAAAUUAUAUGUUAACGUAAAUAAUAAACGUGCCAUUGAAGAUAUAAAAAAUACUAUGCCUUCUGAAAAAAGAACAAAAAUGGAUCUGUAA